AUGCGUAAAAUCAUUUAUUACUACUUAUUAUACUACUUAAAUUUAUUUAAUUCAAUAAAUAUUUCAAAUUCAAAUAUGUUGUUAUCAAAAUUAAAUUUAUUAACAUUAGAUCGUUCAAUCAAUAAAAUCAAUAUAUUAUUUUCAUAUUUUAUUCCAUUUAAUGAUAUGAUUCAUAUAAAAUCACGUAGACAAUAUUAUGGUAUUAUAGAAACGAAUUUAAUAAAAAAUUUACAUCAUUUAUAUAUUAAUCAUGAAAUUUAUAUUAAUUUAACUAAUAUUAUAGAUUAUUAUUAUUAUUAUAAUGAUAAUUAUUAUAAAUUAUCAAAGUUAAUAUUGAAUAGAUCUAUAACAAUGAAUGAUUUAAUACAAUUUAAUGAAAGAACAUUUCUUGAUGUAUUCAAAUUAAUUAUCAAUGAAAAUACAAUAAACCAUAUCGAUUAUUUAUAUUCUAUUCAUAGAAUUACUAAUAUAAAUUUGAAUGAUAAUAGAAAUUUUAUUAAAAAAGUUUAUAUGAAAUCAUUAAUACCAAAAAGAUAUAUACCUGAUCAAUCAUGGUAUAUUUUAUUAAUGCAGUCAUGGAGAUUAUAUUUUUUAUUCAUAAUUCAUAGUUCUAAUUUAUGGUUACAUUAUAAACCACAAAUUAUAAUAUAUCAAAAUGAUUUACCUAAAACAAUUGAUGAAUGGAGUGUUAUAUUUAUAUAUUUAUUAUGUUCAAUUUAUCAUUCUAAACAAUUGAAUAAAGAUUAUCAAUUACCAUAUGGUUUUUGUCCAAAUCCAUGUUUAAUUAAUCCAUGUCUUGAAGUGGUUAAUACAAUGUCAAGUAAAUGUAUAAAAACUGGAUAUUUUGAAAAUAGUUAUAAAUGUGAAUGUCGUAAUGGUUAUCAAUGGAAACAAGUUAAAGGAUAUAAAGGGUAUUGCGAAGCGAUCGAUCUAUGUGACAAAUAUUGUAACAAAGUUGGAACCAGGAAAUGUGAUAUUGUGCAAGACAGAUAUUUCUGUGUUUGUCGCCCUACUCAUAUGGGUUUAAACUGCGACUACCAACGUGAUCCAUGUGUGGAACUAGCUUCUAAUGUUCAUAUGGGAGGAAAUAUGGCAUGUAACGUUGCAAAUGGUGGUAUAUGCAAAGGAACUUUAGGGACAAACACCUAUCAUUGCCAGUUAGUUCAAUCAAAUUCAUGGGUUUUGAUUUAUUUAUGUAAGGAACAGUUUUACUAUUGACUGUUCCAGACAAUUCAAUGAUGCGUAAUCUAACUAAAAACUUACAGUUUUACAGAAUACAUAAAAAGACAACCAAAGUCAAAUUGAAAGAUUGUGGAUAUAUGGCAAAGAAUGUGAUUUUACGACUGAGUGGACUAAAAUUACUACUAAAUUAUGACGGUUUUUUUACAGCUAUAUUUGGUCAUGAAUUAAACAGUUUUGUAGUUCACAACACAGCGUAACAUAUUUUUGGCAAAAAUGGUACAUGUUACUUCCGGAACUGAAUCCUUUAAUGGGGAUUCAUGAUCGUUGAUAACCUUCUUGGUCCUAACGGAUUUAAAUAUCUGAAGACUUUCAGUCAAAUAUUCUGUUCACUUCCCAGCACACUAUUCUUAUGACGUCUCUAUGAUCCUGUAGAUAGCCAACCUAGUAUCUUGAUGUUCGUCUACGAUUAUAUACACAGUUACUUCCGACCAUCAUUGUUUUUUUUCUUUGUUUAUAUUACAGGUACGAUGUUUGGAAGAGCAUGGUAUCAGCAACGUUUAAUCCUGCUGUACCAAGUUAUUUACAAAAUAUGAUUAUAUCACUUUUAGGAUUAUCAGUAGAUGUAUAUGAUUGAUUUAUUGCCAUAUGCACGAGGAAAUAUAUAUUAAUGGACUUUUAAACAGUUAGUGCUACCGAAUGAGAUAUUUCCAUAUGGAAACCAAAGUUUUUAGUAACAUAAUUUGUUAUUCGAGCAUCCCCGGUUUUUUAUCAUGAUUUUUUUCUAAUUUUUUAAUUGAAGAAUAAAAUCAGAUACCGCUACGACAGGAAAAAAUGAAGUCAUUGGUUGUAUUAUGACCUUGACCUCGAUCCUUGAUGAAUCUCUUACUAUAUGUUGAUUGAUUUAUAGCCAUACUGAACGCUAAAUUUCUGUCAAACUAUUCGUUCUAAUAUCGAUGAAUAUUCGUAUAAGCUGUACUAAUUUGUUUGAGUAUUAUGUACCUAUGAGGCCACUCUAAUUCUCAAUUUCUGUAUUCCGUCCGUGUUUAUAAUUUUAAUAACCAAUGGGUUGGGAUUCAGUGGACAGUCCAAUGAGUGGAUUAUCAGAUCACCUUUAAUUAUCGAUUCAGUUGUUUCUUGAAGUUAGUUUCUCUGAUUCCACAGAAAGUUAGUUAGGUCUUGAAGCGAUACCAGUUUCAGUGUUUAUUCAAAGUCCCUUGAC
This is a messenger RNA of Schistosoma margrebowiei, 2401 nucleotides long. NCBI's taxonomy places the organism in Eukaryota, Metazoa, Platyhelminthes, Trematoda, Strigeidida, Schistosomatidae. The record is from the annotation of a GenBank genome assembly.